Helobdella robusta is the source of this 783-nucleotide messenger RNA. RefSeq lists its product as hypothetical. The record is from RefSeq and is a predicted model, not a curated record. Bases 1 to 783 code for a protein of 260 amino acids. Lineage: Eukaryota; Metazoa; Annelida; Clitellata; Rhynchobdellida; Glossiphoniidae. The transcript is spliced from 2 exons.
AUGGGUAGAUUAUUCAGGAACGGCAUUUGGAGACCCAAACUGAAUCGCUUAAUUGAUGAGAAAAAUUUCAACAAUUACUAUCGCCGUUUAAAGGUUGGGCUUCUAAAUUCCAGGUCCGUAUGUGGAAAGGCCACGAAGAUUUCAUCAACUAUUGACGAUGAUAAACUAGAUAUGUUGAUAUUUACUGAAACCUGGCAUAAAUCUCAUGAUGACUAUGCACUGCAGAUGUGCAUUCCCUGCUCGGUUUCAAAGUUGGAUGUACCACGCACAGAUUUAGAUGGUCAGUUGAAAAGAGGUGGUGGUUUGGCUAUAAUUUAUAAUGAAUUAAAGUUCAAGUUGAAACAUUAUGAACUCGGUUGUCGGUUCGAAAUAUUUGAAACACUAGCCUGUUUAAUUAAAAUAAGAUCAACUCAAAUGCUGUGUGAAGCAAUUUACGGACCAGGAUCAGUUGCUCCGGAAAAACGAUUUAUAGAUGAAUUUUCCCUUUUGUUGUCCAUGGUGUGCCUACGGGGACAGAGUAUACUGAUUUUAGAAGAUUUCAACAUCCACACAAACGAUAAUCAAUUAGCAUCCAAUUUUAUGGAGCUAGUUUCCUCUUUUGGUAGUUUCAGAGUUUAUGAUGAGCAUUUGGCUCUUUUAAAAAAAGUCGCUGGUGGUAAAAAAAAUCUGCUCCUUGGUUUGAUGACAGUUGUUUCUAUAAAAAACGUUGAGCAAGGCAAUGUGAAAGAAUUUUCAAACGAACUCGGACUGUUUCUGACAUGGAGUCUUGUAGAAAACAAUUAA